CUCACUACUCUACUCUCAGAUUUUUCGGCUCUGCUCUCUCAAACUCAAUCCCUAAAUUUCUAAAUUUCUAAAGCGAUGGCGAAGAACAGGAGCAAGAAGAAAAGAAAGGACGCGGAUUCAAUGGACGUCACAGAAUUGCCCGUUUCAGAUGUCCCUCAAGAAAUGGAUACUUCAGAGUCUGGGGCUCAAAACCCAAGUGGCGCUGCUUCCAAUUUAAAGAUAAAGGGGAGACAAAUGAAGAGAACCAAGAAUGCUCGGAAGAAGAAAGCUGUAGUAAGAGCUAUAUCGAAAAGGGAGAAGGCUGUUGAGAAAGUAUUGAAGCAUGAAAGCAAAACCUUGAGAACUCAAUCCGCAAAACUGCUAUACGACUAAGGAUUCCGAUCGAGCAUAUUGUUUCUUAUAUUAGGAUUUAGAUUCAUCUGUCUUUUUGUUAUCCCUGUAUCAGUUCCUCUUUUGUUAUAAUAUAUGACAUGGUUUCAGGCAUUUUCUGCACUAGUAAUUACCAAAGUGCAGUGGCAAAUGUUAAGCUUUUUUGUUACUAUAGAGAAGCUUCUUUAUUACUAUUGAGGAAAAGGUUUCCAGACCUGAAGACUUAUAAUUCAUGAACUCAGUCUAAAACAAUAUUUGUUCC
This is a messenger RNA of Rosa rugosa (rugosa rose), 631 nucleotides long. RefSeq lists its product as uncharacterized. The record is from RefSeq and is a predicted model, not a curated record. The transcript is spliced from 3 exons. Lineage: Eukaryota; Viridiplantae; Streptophyta; Magnoliopsida; Rosales; Rosaceae. Bases 76 to 372 code for a protein of 98 amino acids.